Molecule: messenger RNA, 475 nt
Organism: Tachysurus fulvidraco (yellow catfish)
Lineage: Eukaryota; Metazoa; Chordata; Actinopteri; Siluriformes; Bagridae
Product: C-C motif chemokine 3-like
Exons: 3
Coding region: 87-383 (98 amino acids)
Biological process (GO): G protein-coupled receptor signaling pathway; cellular response to type II interferon; chemokine-mediated signaling pathway
Cellular component (GO): extracellular region
Molecular function (GO): chemokine activity; CCR chemokine receptor binding
Source: RefSeq, a predicted model, not a curated record
UCAGCUUAUAUACUCAAGACUGAGGUGAUAUCUGCAUUAAUCUCUUCACAUCCAGAGCAGCAGCAUCAUCGUCAUCGUCAUCAGUCAUGAUCUCUCGCGCUCUCCUUCUGGUUCUGCUGGUUCUCGCCUGCCUUCAAUCCUUCACAAUGGCUCAGAAUGCAAAUGGACCAAAGAAAUGCUGUUUCACUUACCAGACAAAUCGAGUCCCUGUUAAAUACAUCGAGAGAUAUGAAAUAACAGAGGCUCUGUGUUCAAAACCUGGAAUCAUCUUUAUCAUGAAAGACAGUCGUCUGGUGUGUGCGGAUCCCCACGUCGACUGGGUCAAGAGCAACAUGAACAAACUUGACCAGCAAUCACCAGUCUUUAAAUCCUUUGUCCAUUAAUACCAGUGUUUAUAUCUGUUUGUUGUUUGUCUGUUUACAAUAUGAUCUUUUUAUUUAUUGGCCAGUAAGAAUGCCUGUAUUUUUUUUUUAUU